UCCAAAUGUUUUCCCAGCAAUGUCAGAGCGCAACUCAAGCAGUUACCAUGCGUCUCCAUUAACUCUUUAAUGGACGGCUGUUGCCCCAUUAUGUCCCUUCUCAUCUGCCCCGCAAACUAAAGACUCCAAAGUGGCUAAAAAACGGGGCUGCCGUGUCCGUUACCAUGUGAGAGUAGGUGUGCGCAGCAGACGGCGGGGAGGAUGAUGCGUCAGGAGCAACAGCAACACGAGCUACAACCCCGAUGUCACCUCAGUGUCAGCCGCCGCCAGGUGGGCUCGAGAUGCAGCCGUUACCGCAGAGCCUCCACCAAGGCUUCGGUACCGAAUGGUGCAAGACGCACCUAGGUAGGUUCCCGGUUAUGGAUAAGCGCAGCGCACGUGUUUACUGCUCGCAGCAUUCAAACAAAAACGAGCCCCCCUCCUCCGUCACAUCCUCCUCCUCUUCCCACGUCACUCAGGAACCGAACCGGCAGCUCAGGUCCAGACCGCCGCCUGCAACCGGACACAUGCCCGGUUUUAGCAGCCUGACAACUGAGUCACCGAGUCAUCAUCUUCACGGUCAUCACGGAUGCUUCUUCCAGGGUGCGUCUGGUGCGAGCUCGGUUUCGGGACUGGAAUCUGCUCAGCGUCACAGUAACAGCGGCACACCGGAUACGUUUAAAAUCCACCAGAGCAGCUUUGCACUCCAUCAUAACCGGAUCUGUGGUGACGGUGGUGAUAGCCAAAGAGGAACUCUCUCAUUGCUACCGCACCCCGUGCACAACUUCCCUCCGGUGGAGACCUCGCGCCAUCUGCAGACCUCAUAUCCUCCGAGCUUCCUCCUGGAUGAGAGCGACCCGUUACCGUUGGAUUCUGAGGAUGACGGCAGCCGGCUGAUCACUGACGUAGAAGAGGAGGUAGGAGGAAGAGGAGCGAUGCUGAUGCCCCGUGACAGAGGUCAAGAUGACUUAAUGGAAAGGACUGACGAAAGAUGUAAUUCGGUUCCGGUCCAAAACAGCCGCAGGGUCAGCUGCAGCAGCGGCGAGGAGGAGGAAGGCCUGAUAGGGGAAGAGCGGACGGUACCGGGACCACAAACACAAGAUGAGCUCGGUCAGAGGCGCCCGGUCCCGGCGGCGGAUUGCCCGGCAGUCGGCGCCUGGCUGUCGGCCAGAGCCGACAGAAAGAAGCGCUGUCCUUACACCAAGCAGCAGACCCUGGAGCUGGAGAAAGAGUUCCUGUUCAACAUGUACCUAACCAGACAGCGCCGCCUGGAGAUCAGCAGGAGCCUUGACCUGACUGACCGCCAGGUAAAGAUUUGGUUCCAGAACCGGAGGAUGAAGAUGAAGAAGGAGCUGCACAACCGGAGCUGCGGGGCCGCGCGGCAUCACCUCAGCACCUGAUGGACUGAUGCAGGAGAGGAGCUAGACACCUUCCAGCUCGGAUUAUAUAAAGCUGGGAAACACAAGGGGAUGAGGAAGAGGAGGUGUGAACCUUUUUUUUAAACUGAGCAUACAAGGUCUGCUACAGUUCUACAAACCUUUCAAACUUUGGACGCAUACAUAUAUACCACCUAAUUAACUUCCAGAUGAUAAGGUGCUCAUGUUGUUUGUUGUGUGCUGGACUUUUUGGCGGAUCUUUUUCUUUCCACGUUGAACCAGAAAAAAAGAAAGCAUCUAAAUUGGGCGCGUGCAUUGGCCUGAGAUGUGGCGGCCACUGGAGGAUUCAAGGCUGAGCACAUGACCCGCACACAAACUGGCGAAGCUUUCCGUUUUAAAGUCCUCCGACACCUCAAAGGAAGAGGAGAGGCUUCAGAGGGAAGUAGGCUGGAUAUAUUGGGGGGGGGGGGGGGGGGGACAUUGUCUAGU
This is a messenger RNA of Thunnus maccoyii (southern bluefin tuna), 1844 nucleotides long. Its product is annotated as homeobox protein Hox-D9b-like. The transcript is spliced from 2 exons. Bases 243 to 1379 code for a protein of 378 amino acids. NCBI's taxonomy places the organism in Eukaryota, Metazoa, Chordata, Actinopteri, Scombriformes, Scombridae. The record is from RefSeq and is a predicted model, not a curated record. Gene Ontology annotation, cellular component: nucleus. Gene Ontology annotation, molecular function: RNA polymerase II cis-regulatory region sequence-specific DNA binding; DNA-binding transcription factor activity, RNA polymerase II-specific. Gene Ontology annotation, biological process: regulation of transcription by RNA polymerase II.